GGCGCGGCGGCAGCGGGAACCUGUCGGAAGGCCUCGGUUUGCGUCUCUGGGGAGUCGGAGAGUGAGGGGCCUUUUCCCGCUUCGCUUCACCUCUCGGCGGCUGGGCUUGGGCCCUGCACGGCUGCUCGCCUCGCCAAGAGCGAGCUACAAGUAGGGGCUUACGGCGCGCCUGCUCCGAGGCCUGGGAAUGUGCCCGCAGGCAACCGCCGCCGCCGCCGCCGGGAGGAGGAGCAGGGCCGCUCCUGGGGCUCACAACAUCUGCCGCCUCCUUACCCGCAGGACCCUUGGCUUUUACGCUAGAGAUGCUGGCGUCGCUCACAGAACAAACCUGGGCCUUCUCAGGCAGAUAAUAUGUCAGGAAAGUACUAAAUUCAAGAAUGUUUGGACAACUCAUUCUGCAUCUCCUAUUGCAUAUGAAAGAGGAAGAAUUUACUUAGACAAUUACCAGUGCUGUAUUAGCAGCAUUGCACAAGAGCCAAGAAUACUUUAUCAAAAGCCAAAGUGUUCUAAGUCAGAAAAAAUAGAAGAUGCUUUAUUAUUGGAAUGCCCACUGGGGGAAAUGCUACCAAGUCUGUCGGACUAUAAAUCUUCCCUGAUAGUCUUGACAGUACAGAAUUGGCUUCUACGUCUCUCUGCUGAUAGUGGAGAAGUACUGGAAAAAAUAUACCUAACGGGUUCCUGUUGCAAGUUCAGGUAUCUGAGCUGGGAUAUUCCUCAAGAGCUGAUGGUUGUAAAGUCAGCUCAGAAUAAGCUCCCUGCAGCAGCACGGCAGGCAGGUAUCCAGCAGUCUGUAUUGUUCUAUCUUGCUGUAUUCCAAGUUUUGCCUCUGUCAUUCAUUGGAAUGCUAGAAAUAAACAAAAAGAUAUUUGGUAAUAGUGUGACGGAUGUUGCUGUUUCUAAUGGAAUACUGAUUGUAAUGCAUAGCAUGGGUCUGGUCAGGCUCUAUAACUUCCAGGCCAUCUUGGAACAGUUCAUGGAACAGCCGUUUGAUCUGGGACAUGAAUUCAACUGGAAUGGUCAAGUGGGAGUUGUAGGAAAGUAUCCAUUUGGUCUUCCAUGUAAUGUUAAAAUAACAGAUAUCCCACCUUUGCUAUUUGAAGCAUCUUCUCUGGAGAAUGCAUUUCAAAUUGGAGGUUACCCUUGGCAUUAUAUCAUCACACCUAACAAGAAAAAGCAUAAAGGAGUCUUCCAUAUUUGUUCUCUGAAAGACAAUACUUUGGCAAAAAAUGGCAUCCAGGAUAUGAAAUGCUGUUCACUGGAACCUGACUGGAUAUAUUUCCAUCCAGAUAUGUCAGGUAGAAUAAUCCACGUGGGACCAAAUUUGGUAAAGGUCUUGAAGCUUAAAGAAGUUAAAAAUAAUACAAAUCAGAUGGAGAUUACAGAAGAUUUUACAGUUAUGGCCAACAGAGAAAACUGUGUAAAUAACACUAUUACUGUAACAGCUUCUGGUCGAGUGGUGAAAAAGCGUUUUAACCUGCUGGAUGAUGACCCAGAACAAGAGACAUUCAAAAUUGUGGACUAUGAAGAUGAAUUGGAUUUAUUAUCCAUUGUGGCAGUUACUCAGAUAGGAGCUGAUGGCAGAGCACACCUCGACUUUCAUUGUAAUGAACGUGGGAUUCGACUUAAGAGUAUUCCAUUACUGGAGUCCUGGGAUGUGACUUACAGUCAUGAGGUUUACUUUGACAAGGACCUUGUCCUGCAUAUAGAACAGAAGCCUAACAGGAGGUUCAGUUGUUACGUUUACCAAAUGGUCUGCAGUACUGCAGAAGAUGAUGAAUGUUCAAGCCAUGAAAAAACAGAAAAGGUGUUUUGUAAAAAAGAAGGGAGAAUUUUUGAAUAUAUUUAAGCCAUGAACAACGACAGAGACUUCAAUUUGGAUGUUAUUUAAGGACUUCAUACAUCUGAAGUAGUCAACUACUGUUUUUAAGGCAGGAUUUAAUCUUAACAUUUUGUACUACUGCAUAAAGUUUUGUUUCUUUUUUCCCCUGUAAUAUUCAUUGCACACUUGUCCAUAGUCCAUGGUGCUUUUCAGUUCAUCAUUAAUGCUAGAUGCAGCAUUUAUUGCUUCUCUUCAACAACUGGACCGAAAUACUGGAUAUCAAGGAAAGAUGCGGACUUACAGAUCAUCUGCCAUCUGCAGCACUCUGUCUUAUGAAGUUUCACCUAUGCCACUUUUAAUACAGACUGUUAAUUAAACAAAGUAUGUAGAACUGUAUAGGAUAAGUUUUAUAUGUAGUAUGAAAAUGGCAGUUACCAUUAAUCAGCUUAGACAAAUUUCUUCUGUUGGUUUUGUGUGAGAAAUAAAAUCAGUUAACUUUUCUGGUUACAUUUGGUUUUGUCUAAAGAGAAGUAUUAAUAAAUUAUGUAUUGUUACU
Messenger RNA from Pezoporus flaviventris, 2375 nucleotides. It is a transcript of the gene DCAF17, whose product is annotated as DDB1 and CUL4 associated factor 17. Lineage: Eukaryota; Metazoa; Chordata; Aves; Psittaciformes; Psittacidae. Gene Ontology annotation, biological process: protein ubiquitination. Gene Ontology annotation, cellular component: Cul4-RING E3 ubiquitin ligase complex. The transcript has 14 exons. Bases 188 to 1846 code for a protein of 552 amino acids. The record is from RefSeq and is a predicted model, not a curated record.